Ambispora leptoticha is the source of this 342-nucleotide messenger RNA. The record is from the annotation of a GenBank genome assembly. Lineage: Eukaryota; Fungi; Glomeromycota; Glomeromycetes; Archaeosporales; Ambisporaceae.
GGGCUUAAUAAUCAUAUAAAAACUGCUAUUAAUAGUUCAUCAACAUUGUUACAAGUAAUGGAAGCAAUACAACAACGUAUUGAGCAAAUCGUCCAACAAAUCAAUAAAUAUUUAACUCCAAAUCUAGCAACUGAGCCACAAAAACAGAUAGUUCAAUCAACGAUAUACCGUGCUCAGAUAUUCAAUUUGUGGGACUCUGAUAAUUCGUUAAACUUACAAGAAAUUACAUACGAUAAUGAUUUUAUUGAGAACAUUUAUGACAUUUCACAAUUAUAUUUAUUGGCUCUGAUUAAAAAAAUGAAUAUUCUUCCGUUAAAGAAGUUUGGAAAACCACGUGUUUAA